Paramisgurnus dabryanus is the source of this 5503-nucleotide messenger RNA. RefSeq names its product gamma-aminobutyric acid (GABA) B receptor, 1a (gene gabbr1a). Gene Ontology annotation, molecular function: G protein-coupled GABA receptor activity. The record is from RefSeq and is a predicted model, not a curated record. Gene Ontology annotation, biological process: G protein-coupled receptor signaling pathway; gamma-aminobutyric acid signaling pathway. Lineage: Eukaryota; Metazoa; Chordata; Actinopteri; Cypriniformes; Cobitidae. Gene Ontology annotation, cellular component: G protein-coupled receptor heterodimeric complex; membrane.
AAAAAAGAAAAAGGAGGAAGGAAGAGGAAGGAUGCGCGCCGUCUAGCUCGUGCAGAUAAUGUAUCUCUAUGUAGCCUGCCUGUGAUUUACACCUGCGAUGAUCUAACGCAAAGCAAUACUAUCACAUCUCUAAAAGCCAUAAACUCAGGAUAUGUGAUGCACGACCCAACCGAGAACGAGCUUAUAUUUGCGGAUAUUGCACUUUAACAGUCAUUGAUCGGAUCUUGUGUUUGUUUUCUUCGGCUCGGUACUGCUGGAGGUCGCACCGGGCCUUUCAGGGUUAUGCAGUAAUGGAACAGCUAUUAUUUCUUGUAAUUUUGUACUUGCUUCCUACUCUCAUCUCUUCCAUACAUAAUUCAACGACCGGAGGAUGUGCAAUAAUUCGUCCCCCCAGAGAUGGAGGGAUUCGGUACAGAGGACUGACUCAGGAACAGAUCCGCAAUGUGCAGAUUUUGCCUGUAGACUAUGAAAUCGAAUACAUCUGUAGAGGAAGCAGAAUCAUUGUAGGGCCCAAGGUUCGAAAAUGCCUUCCCAAUGGUGCUUGGACUGACAUGAACCAGCUUAGCAGAUGCUUGUUGGUUUGCCCUCGUUCGUGGAUGUCUCUGGAGAAUGGAAGGGUGAAACUGCAGCCCCCUGGACCGCCAGUAGAGGGCACAGUUCUGCAUUACACCUGCCAUGCUGGCUUCUUUAUGGAGGGUUUUAACAUUUCUCACUGUACCAAACUGGGCAAAUGGGACUCACCCAAACCAAUGUGUGUGUAUGACAGGAACUAUACAGGCAAGAAGAAGCUGUACAUCGGAGCUCUGUUUCCUAUGAGUGGAGGAUGGCCGGGUGGGCAAGCGUGUCUCCCCUCAGCCCAGAUGGCGUUAGAUCUCGUGAACAACCGGAGCGACAUUCUGCCGGACUACGAGCUGGAGCUCAUAUAUUACGACAGUAUGUGUGACCCGGGGGAAGCCACUAAACUGCUGUAUGACCUGCUGUACACAGAGCCGAUAAAGAUCGUUCUGAUGCCGGGCUGCAGCUCCGUCUCCACGCUGGUGGCCGAGGCAGCACGCAUGUGGAACCUCAUUGUGCUCUCGUACGGCUCAAGUUCUCCGGCUUUAUCCAAUCGUCAGCGCUUCCCCACUUUCUUCCGUACGCACCCGUCAGCAACUUUGCACAAUCCCACGCGUGUUCAGCUCUUCCAGAAGUGGAAAUGGACUAAGAUCGCCACUAUCCAGCAAACCACUGAAGUUUUUACCUCGACGUUGGAUGAUUUGGAAGAGCGAGUAAAGGAGGCCGGCAUUGAGAUAAGCGUCAGGCAGAGCUUCCUCACUGAUCCCGCGGUGGCUGUCAAAAACUUAAAGCGUCAAGAUGCACGAAUCAUAGUCGGCCUAUUUUACGAGACUGAAGCCAGAAAAGUUUUUUGCGAGGUCUUCAAAGAGAAACUCUACGGUAAGAAGUAUGUCUGGUUCCUCAUCGGCUGGUAUGCAGACAACUGGUUUAAGAUCAAAGAUCCGGCCAUCAACUGCACUGUGGAGAACAUGACAGAAGCGGUGGAAGGACACGUCACCACUGAAAUCGUGAUGCUGAACCCAGAGACCGUCCGUGGUGCUUCCAACCUGACCUCGCAGGAGUUCCUGGCACAGCUGAUGUCACGUCUGGGUGGGAAAAACCCAGAAGAAACGGGCGGUUUUCAGGAAGCUCCUCUGGCUUAUGAUGCUGUUUGGGCCCUCGCACUGGCCCUCAAUAAAACUGUGGCCCCCUUGAGGGCCAAAGGCUGGGGCCUGGAAGACUUCAACUACAACAACAAAGAAAUCACCGCUGAGAUUUACCGAGCACUCAACACCAGCUCCUUUGAAGGAGUGUCUGGUCAUGUUGUGUUUGAUGCUCAGGGAUCUCGUAUGGCCUGGACUCUAAUAGAGCAACUGCAAGGUGGGAGCUACAAGAAGAUUGGAUACUACGACAGCACAAAAGGCAACCUGUCCUGGUACUCGAACGACAAAUGGAUCGGUGACAGGCCUCCAGCAGACCAGACCAAGGUGAAAGAGGAGUUUCGUUACCUUUCCCAGAAGCUCUUUGUCUCUGUAUCCGUGUUUGCUGGGCUGGGAAUCCUUUUUGGGAUAGUUUGCCUCUCUUUUAACAUAUACAACAGUAGUGUAAGAUACAUCCAGAACUCCCAACCCUAUCUAAACAACAUGACUGCAGUGGGCUGCGUUCUAGCGCUAGCUGCCGUUUUCCCCCUGGGCAUCGAUGGCUUGCACAUUAAUAGAUCACAAUUCCCUGUUGUGUGCCAGUUUCGCCUGUGGCUACUAGGGCUCGGCUUCAGUUUAGCCUAUGGCAGCAUGUUCACUAAGAUCUGGUGGGUCCACACUGUCUUCACCAAGAAAGAGGAGAAAAAAGAGAAAAGGAAGCACUUGGAACCUUGGAAGCUGUAUGCAACCGUUGCAGUUCUGCUCGCUAUCGACGUCCUCUCUCUGCUUAUCUGGCAGAUCGUGGACCCAUUGCACAUCACUGUGGAGAAGUUUACUAAAGAAAUUCCCAAAGAAGAUCGAGAUGUUUUGAUUCAGCCUCUUCUUGAGCAUUGCAGUUCAGAAAAGAUGAACACAUGGCUUGGUGUGGUGUAUGGAUACAAGGGUCUACUAUUGCUGCUGGGAAUCUUUCUGGCCUAUGAGACCAAGUCCAUCUCAACGGAGAAGAUUAAUGACCACAGAGCAGUUGGUAUGGCCAUCUACAAUGUAGCUGUCUUGUGUAUGAUUACAGCCCCAGUGACCAUGAUCCUCUCCUCCCAGCAAGAUGCUUCAUUUGCAUUUGCGUCACUGGCCAUCAUUUUCUCUGUUUACAUCACUCUCGUAGUUCUCUUCGUGCCUAAGAUACGUCGUUUGAUAACCCGUGGCGAGUGGCAGUCGGAACAGCAGGACACACUUAAAACUGGCUCAUCCACCAACAACAACGAAGAUGAGAAAUCACGGCAACUGGAACGCGAGAACAGGGAACUCCAAAAGAUCAUACAAGAGAAGGAAGAAAGAGUGACAGAACUUCGGCAUCAACUUGCGGAACGUCAAGCUUUGCGUUCCCGUAGACGGCCGUCCGUCCAGAAUCAAAACCAAAAUCACAGUGUUCCCCUUGCUCAGACGAAUCUACCCAGCUACUCCCCUGCUAUAGACAAACAGUCUCUUCCUCCAUCCUUUUCCAAUUCCUCAAACCUCUACCAGGGCGAAGGCAAACUGAGCCGAAACAACUGCCACAACAGUAGGUUGCCCCUGCUAUACAAAUGAUUCAUGCCUCCAGACUUGAUGAAUAAAAAAUAAAGAAGGUGGCAUCUGUUAACCUAUAGAUAAAGAACUCUUUAUUGGUUCACCUUUUGGCUUCCUGACAUUCCUGAUGUUAACUUAUUUGUUUACCUUCUGUUACACUAUAAGUUACCAAGUGUGGUGCUUACACGUGAAUGAAAUAUAGACAUUUAAUUUGUAGGUAUUUAAUUAAAGUGCUAGUUCACCCAAAAAUGAAAAUUCUGUCAUCAUUUACUCAUCCUCAUGUUGUUCUAAACCUGUAUGAAUUUCUUUUUUCUGAUGAACACAAAAUAUUUAUUUUGAGAAAUGAUGGUAAACACACAGCAGUGUGUCAAUUUGACUUCCAUAGUAGGAAAAAAUAUUUUGAAAGUAUUGUGAUAAAUGAUGAAAAAAAGUUGACAGUACCCAUUUAAUUCCAUCAUAUUUUUUUAUUCCAACAAUAAAAGUCAAUGGACACUAUAUGCUGUGUGUUUACCAUCAUUUAUCAAAAUAUCUUCUUUUGUGUUCAUCAGAAAAAAAUAAUUCAUACAGGUUUAAAACAACAUGAGGAUGAGUACAUGAUGACAGAAUUUUCAUUUUUGGGUGAACUAUCCCUUUAAAGCUGCAAUCCGUAAAAUUACGCCUCUCUAUCGCCAUCUCUGUUUGAAACAUGAAACUGCAGGUUACUUUAUGUGAAGGAACAAAAGAUAUUGCCUGCAAAAUCUGACCCAUCAGCUUUAUUUCUAAAUCAGUAUAAGCCUACUUUUGUAAAAACAUGUACUUGCUCAAUAUUUGAUUUAUAUUUAACCAAAAAAGUUACGGAUUGCAGCUUUAACCAAUGAUGUCAGAAACCAGAGUCCAUUAGUUUCUUGUAGAUUGGAUGGUGCUAAUGUAAAGAGUUCGAGCUGUUGUCUGUAGAUGGUCUAAAGUGACUUAUAUCUGGUUUGUUUUCUGCCAAUUAAUUUGCCCUUGGGUGUACAGUUGGACCAUAUAAAUCCUUUUUUUUUUAUAAAAAGUGUCACCAGAACAAGGGUGUUAAAAAGGAUUAUCUGGGUGCUGGAACCAGGUCUGGUCAAAAGUGUCUUUGAAUUAUUUUGGUGAGUGUCAGUGAAAGAGGGCGUUUGAAGACUCGCUUCACUUAACAUUUGAAAAGAUGGGCUGAGUGUCACUUUAAUGAGACAGACCUGGCAUGGGGCGCCAGAGGAUAUCAGAGUCUCCCUCUCAUCCAGUUCACAAUAGAAAGCUUUUUUCUAAAGCUGUGAUUUAAGGUUUCUGACCUGAGUCUGGUAGAUAGUUUAUUUUCCUGAUAUUCUUUUUCACAUCAAAUCCUUAUAGAUUUAUUGGAUUUGCUGUUCCAGUCCUACUCUCACGAUUUUCUAAGUGGAAUGAUCUAAAAUUAUGUUUUUUGAACUGGACAAUUUUUUUCCAAUGAUUUUAUGUUUGUCAGCUGUGACAGUUGUGAUUUGUUUGUCUAUCACAGUUCACAUGGAAAAUAAGCACAGAUCUUUUCAGACCAGAUUUGUUACAUGCAUCAGCAAACCUGAAACUGGUGCAGCUAAAGCGGUUUCAUUUAAAAGAUUUGCGAUAUGAAAACUCCAUAUAGACCUACAGUAUGUAUGUUCAGUUUCAUUGAGUUUAAGUUUAUUUGUGUAGCGCUUUUCACGGUUUACACUGUUGCUGAGCUACAGAAAAUACAAUGUAGAAAUGUCACUGUUGUUGAGUUUUAACAAAUGCCUAUUUUAAUGCAAAUUUGAAAUCAUUACUUUUAGUCCAAUACAUUUGUAUUAUUUCAUAUUUUUUUAUUUUUACCAUUUACAAAUGGUUUAAAAACAUGUUGUGCCUCUAAGAAACACACCUUUAAUAAUUCAUGAUUUUUGAGGAUGAUGGCAUCUCAAGCAACCUGCCCUUGUUGGCAAUGGCAUCUACCAAAAAUUCCUCAAUUUUGCCUAGUAACUGAUUAAUCUGAGCCGUAAUAUUGGCUUUUAUUGUAUGCAUGGCCUUUGAAGUCAACAAAAAGUAUAGGAAGUGCUUUAUUUUUGUUUAUUUUUCUAUUUUAAAUGCAUGAUGGUUUUUCUUUACUUUGUCUGCAACCCCGACAGUUGCAAUCGGAACCGACAGCAGAUGACAUUCUGCAUCGAAUCCACAGCGAAGUCAAAAUUUCUUCUGCAAACUUUCUUACUUUUGUUUUGUUUUAAGUAGAAAUAACUAAAAAAUUCUUAAAUCAAGAUGUAUUUACUUCAUGAGCAAAUGAC